Cladocopium goreaui is the source of this 951-nucleotide messenger RNA. The record is from the annotation of a GenBank genome assembly. Lineage: Eukaryota; Dinophyceae; Suessiales; Symbiodiniaceae.
GAGAAAGGGGCUUCCUGCAGCUGUGAUGUCAAGGAAGAAGUCAGUAGGGCCAUUUGGCUUUCAGGAGAUUUCAAAGGCAACAGAUCGUUUUUGCAGAGCUGGCCCAGGACUUUCAUCAGAGAGUUUGAGGCAGCUGAGGAAGAGGAUUGGGAAAAGAAGCAGAGGAGGGUUGCAAAGAAGGGGUUGCAAAGAAGGAGAGGAGGCCCCCCUGUGGAGAGACCCCUAGCACAACUCUUCGAUUUUUUGGAAGUGUGCGGGAGGAGUGGUGUCCUUUCAGAUGAGAUGUCUUGCAGAGGAUACGUGGUAGGGCCAAUCAUUGACAUCACCUACAGCAAGCAGUAUGACUUGAUAUCAGACAGAGUUUUUGGAUGGUUACCUGGAUGGUUGCUUUUUAUGAUCCAGCACAAGAGGAUCAGAGCCACAGCCAUAGAACCACCGUGCACAAGCUUUUCACCAGCAGCGCGCCCGGCAGUCAGAUCUUACAAGGAGCCAAGAGGAUUUUGCAAGGAAAACCCAAAGGUUUGGGUUGGCAACAGGCUGGCUUUCAGAGGCCUGGCCCUCCUCUGGGCGGCACUUUAUGCAGAGGUCUUUGGUCUGCUGGAGACACCAAGGAGGUCGAAAAUGGUUUGGUUGCAGGAGUGGCUCUACCUCCUGACGCUAGAGGGCAUAAGAGAGGUGUCCCCUGCCUCCUGCGCUUUUGGCAGCAUCCGCCAGAAGGAAUUCCGCUUCCUCACAGCCAACACGGUCCCAGACUCUGUCAGUAGGAGGAGGGAGAUUCUGUUUUCUUCUGGACUCCUCAGUGGCCCUAUUUGCAGCUUCAAAAGGGAGGAACUCAUCAAAGGCUCAGACGAUGGACUUCGAACUGGGUCAUCCUUGUCCUUGGACUUGCUGGACAGCAUGGCUUCCUUCCGCCAAAAUUCAAUUUCACUGUAUGGCGCUGCAGACAAAGGA